This is a messenger RNA of Arctia plantaginis, 1233 nucleotides long. The record is from the annotation of a GenBank genome assembly. NCBI's taxonomy places the organism in Eukaryota, Metazoa, Arthropoda, Insecta, Lepidoptera, Erebidae.
AUGGCUGUAUCUAAAUCAACAAAUACUUACAAUCGUCAGAAUUGGGAAGAUUCGGAUUUCCCAAUUUUGUGCCAAACAUGUCUUGGAGAUAACCCCUACAUUCGAAUGACCAAGGAGAAAUAUGGCAAGGAAUGUAAAAUAUGUGCAAGACCCUUCACUGUAUUUCGUUGGUGUCCAGGCGCACGGAUGCGCUUUAAAAAGACAGAGAUCUGCCAGACAUGUUCAAAGCUGAAGAAUGUGUGUCAAACUUGCCUCUUAGAUCUUGAAUAUGGUUUACCUAUACAAGUAAGGGACGCCGCACUUAAAAUACAAGAUGACCUACCACGCAAUGAAGUAAAUAAAGAAUAUUAUAUUCAAAACUUGGAUAGUCAGAUGUCUAAGUUUGACUCAACGCAACCUAGCAAUUCUGCUUUAAAAUCUAAAGGAGCAUCAGAUUUGCUGCUGAGAUUAGCAAGAACUGCACCAUACUACAAGAGAAAUAGACCUCAUGUUUGUUCAUUCUGGGUGAAAGGGGAAUGUAGACGGGGUGAGGAAUGUCCAUAUCGCCAUGAGAAACCAACAGACCCUGAUGAUCCAUUGGCUGAUCAAAAUAUUAAAGACAGAUACUAUGGGGUGAACGACCCAGUGGCUGAGAAGCUGAUGAGACGUGCUGCUGCUAUGCCUGCUUUACCUCCACCUGAGGAUAAAACUGUUACUACCCUGUAUGUGGGCAAUCUACCAGAAAAUAUCACUGAAGAUGAACUUAGAGGACACUUCUACCAGUAUGGUGAAAUAAGGUCUCUAACUUUAGUACCUAGGGCACAAUGUGCAUUUGUGCAAUAUACCACCAGAAGUGCUGCAGAGCAUGCUGCUGAGAAGACAUUUAAUAGGCUUGUUAUUAGUGGGAAGCGACUUACCAUUAAGUGGGGUAAAUCCCAAGGUCGCCAAGGUCCUAAUGACAAGAAUGAAGUGAUGCCCGCACUGGAACCUGUACCCGGGCUGCCUGGAACGUUACCACCGCCACCUGCUUACUUACAUCCAUUCCCACCUCAGAUGCCACCGCCACCGAAUCGUCCUAACGACUUCUUCAACCUCCACCACUACGGGGGCCCGGGCUGGGCGCCGUGGGGUGGCGUGGGCCCGGGCGUGGGCCCCGGCGCGCCGCCCCCGCCCGCCCCGCUGGCGCUGCACUACCCCAGCCAGGACCCCGCCCGCCUCGGAGCACACGCACACGCCAACGCGCCGCAGCCCUAG